AUGAAGGUUUCGGCGGUUCUCCUGGCCGCAGCUGCCCUCUUCUACCAGGGUGCCGCAGCUCAACCAUGCAAGGAUGCUUCGGCGUCCUGCGGUGCCGUUCGCUGGGGUGACGCCACCCCGGCUAAGGUCGCCGCCCGCGCCGAUUCCAUCCCCUUGGCCUUCCCCGGCGCCGAGGGCUUCGGCCGCAACGCCGUCGGCGGUCGCACUGGCAAGGUCUACAAGGUCACCAACCUUAGCGAUUCCGGUCCAGGCUCCCUUCGUGAUGCCGUAUCCCAGCCAAACCGCAUUGUUGUCUUCGACGUUGGCGGCGUCAUUAAAAUCAGCUCCCGAAUCGUAGUGUCCAAGAAUAUCUACAUAGCCGGCCAGACUGCGCCCGGAGGUGGCAUUACCGUCUAUGGCAACGGCUUCUCCUGGUCUAAUGCUAACGAUGCCAUCGUCCGCCACAUCCGCAUCCGUAUGGGCAAGGGUGGCGACAGCGGCAAGGACGCCAUCACCAUCGCCGACGGUAAGAACCUCAUCUUCGACCACGUCUCCGUCUCCUGGGGCCGCGAAGAGACCUUUUCCAUCUCGGGCGAUGUCACAAACGUCACCGUCUCCGACUCCAUCAUCGCCCAGGGCCUCGAGACCCACUCCUGCGGCGGCCUCAUGCAGACCGAUGGCGGCGUCUCCCUCUUCCGCAACCUCUACAUCGACAACAAGACGCGAAACCCCAAGGUCAAGGGCGUCAACGACUUCCAGAACAAUGUCGUCUACAACUGGGGCUCGGGCGGGGGCUACAUCGCGGGGGACUCGGCCGGCGCGAGCUACGCCAACAUCGUCAACAACUACUUCAUAUCCGGGCCCUCCACCUCCGUCGCGGCCUUCACGCGCGGCAACGCAAACUUCCGCGGCUACGUCAGGGACAACUUCUACGACUCGAACCGCGACGGGGCGCUUAACGGCGCCGCCCUCUGCGUCUCCGCCACCUGCUACUCCGACCUCGCCAUCCAGACCGCCCCCUUCGCCUACCCGCCGCCCGCGAAGCUUCUCGCCCCCGCCGCCGCCGUGGCCCACGUUUCCGCCAGGGCUGGUGCCUCCAUCUCCCGCGACGCCGUCGACGCCGCCCUCCUGAAGGAGCUCCAGUCCUACGGGAAGUCCGGCAAGCUCAUCUCGGACGAGGCCUCCGCGGGCGGCGUCGGCACCGUCGCGCCCGGCACGGCCAAGAGGGAUACUGACGGUGACGGCAUCCCCGACGAGUGGGAGACGGCCAACGGCCUGAACCCCAACGAUGCGUCGGACGGUAUGAAGAUUGGCGCCGGCGGGUAUGCCAACCUUGAGAUCUACGUCAACUCGCUCGCCCCGGCUGUCUAUUAG
This is a messenger RNA of Colletotrichum graminicola M1.001, 1353 nucleotides long. Its product is annotated as pectate lyase. The transcript is spliced from 4 exons. NCBI's taxonomy places the organism in Eukaryota, Fungi, Ascomycota, Sordariomycetes, Glomerellales, Glomerellaceae. The record is from RefSeq and is a predicted model, not a curated record. Bases 1 to 1353 code for a protein of 450 amino acids.